Molecule: messenger RNA, 959 nt
Organism: Westerdykella ornata
Lineage: Eukaryota; Fungi; Ascomycota; Dothideomycetes; Pleosporales; Sporormiaceae
Exons: 2
Coding region: 249-893 (214 amino acids)
Source: RefSeq, a predicted model, not a curated record
CAUCAACUCUGUCCAAAGUCGAUAAAACGGACAAUUCUCAAAAUCAUGUAACCACUACCUGGAAAACCUGUCUCCAGCUGCGCAAGGACAUUGCAGGAGGUGCUUACGCACAGCCCAUGUGUUGAUAACCCAAACAUGGAUUCCGAAUCUGAAACCGUACGCGUUGAGGGUGACCCCCCAAUGCGGUGGACAUUGUAGUCUUUCGUUCUCAUUGAUUCUACAUUGACCUUGAAAAUCGAAAGUCUCCCAUGAACAGACAAGAUACCCUCCUGGAGCCACUGGUAAUCCAAGAACCUCCACAUUCAGCAUACCCUGUCACAAUGUCAUUCUUCAAUACCACCGCAACUCUACAUCACGUAACCCCUUUACCAGCGGGCGCGACUUUCGAAACGGCCCUCGACAAGCUCCAGGACCAUGAUCUCCUCAUCCGACUCGACCCCGAGCUUGCGCACUAUGAGACCUUGCCGGCGCUGGAAGACUCGCCGAAGACCUGCCGCUACAAAGUCACAGACCACAUGCAUACGCUUCCGAAAGGGCUAUGGGACACAACUGUGACCUUUGAGAGUCUCAUUACGAACACCUCGGAUGGCGUGGAAUGGGUUAUCAAGGCUCCGUUGGGCUUGUCACAAACGACGACAUGGCGGCUUGUACGGAAUAGUGAGUUGAAGGGUGGCCAGGAUGAAAAUGGAAAUGAGGACGGAGGGCCGGGGUUCCGAGAAGAGUUGGAUGGGUGGUCCCUCGUCGAAGAUGUAGAGAUCAGGGGCUCGCGACUGCUUGUGGGCACCGUGAAGGGGAAAUGCGAAGAGAAUUGGAAAGGUAUACAUGCGAGAUAUGUGAGUCAGGUUACUGGUGUAACUGCUACUUCUCCAGGGACAGAUCCCCAUGAAGGGUAGAGUACACAUGGACCAGUCAUGUAACGCAUACUGAGGCGAUCGGAAUCUAACUACUCAUUAUCGUGC